AUGAUUCUUAGAGGGACACGACGUUUAGAUUCAUUGUUCACCAAACAAUGCAAACCUGUUACCAUCGAUAUUCUCAACAAAUUAAUUGGUGCAUUACGACGCGGUAUAUUUAAUCCUUAUCUCGAUACAUUAAUGCAAGUAGGACUUACUACUGAGUUUUGGGAUUUCUUCAGAUCUGAUGAAUUAUUUCCUGAUAAAUUUUCUUUACGUUUACAUGUCACGAAUGCUGAUGUUAAAUAUGAUAUAAACUGUAUUAUUAUUCAUUUAAAAUCAUCAAAGACUGAUAUAGAACGCAAAGAAGCGAAUAUUCGUUUGUUUAGAAACGAAUCUAUUAAUUGUGCAGUUCACGCUUUACACUGUUGUACUAUUCUUUGCAAUAGCAAUUAUCAUGAUUCUCCUUUCUUUCUUUUACCCAACGGUCAAGCAUUUACUCGUCAUGCUUUUAUCUUCAAUUUAAGACAUGUAUUGCUUCAAUUAGGCUAUGCAGCUUCUGCUUAUAGUGGACAUAGUCUACGAGCAGGAGCAGCUACAUCUGCAGCGGCGGCUGGUGUUCCUGAUCAUUUAAUACAAACGCUAGGUCGUUGGAAUUCUUUGUCUUACUUACGUUACAUUCGUGUUAGUGACACUAUUAUUCUUAAAGAUCAUAAUAAAAUAUUGCAGAUUUCUUCUUAG
This is a messenger RNA of Rotaria sp. Silwood2, 672 nucleotides long. Lineage: Eukaryota; Metazoa; Rotifera; Eurotatoria; Philodinida; Philodinidae. The record is from the annotation of a GenBank genome assembly.